CACCACACCCCAUUCUGGCCGGAGCUCCCCAAGCAGCUCCCCUUCUCUGCGCAAGCGGCUGCAGCUCUUGCCUCCAAGCCGGCCCCCUCCCGCUCCUGAGCCAGAAUCAGGCACCAUGGUGGAGAAGGGGUCUGACAGCUCCUCAGAGAAGAGUGCGGUGCCGGGGACACCGAGCACCCAGAGCCUGGGCAGCCGGAACUUCAUCCGCAACAGCAAGAAGAUGCAGAGCUGGUACAGCAUGCUGAGUCCCACGUACAAACAGCGCAAUGAGGACUUCCGGAAGCUGUUCAGCAGACUCCCCGAGGCCGAGCGCCUGAUUGUGGAUUACUCCUGCGCCCUGCAGCGGGAGAUCCUUCUCCAGGGCCGCCUCUACCUGUCUGAGAACUGGAUCUGUUUCUACAGCAACAUCUUCCGCUGGGAGACCACGAUUUCCAUCCAGUUGAAGGAAGUGACCUGUCUCAAGAAGGAAAAGACGGCCAAGCUCAUCCCCAAUGCCAUUCAGAUCUGCACGGAGAGCGAGAAGCAUUUCUUCACCUCCUUCGGGGCCCGAGACCGCUGCUUCCUCCUUAUCUUCCGCCUCUGGCAGAAUGCGCUGCUUGAGAAGACACUGAGUCCUCGGGAGCUCUGGCACCUGGUCCAUCAGUGCUAUGGCUCAGAGCUGGGCCUCACCAGUGAAGACGAAGAUUAUGUCUGCCCCUUGCAGCUGAACGGUCUUGGGAGCCCCAAAGAGGUGGGAGAUGUGAUCGCGCUCAGUGACAUCACCCCUUCAGGGGCGGCUGACCGGAGCCAGGAGCCAAGCCCCGUGGGUUCAAGGCGUGGCCGGGUCACCCCGAACCUCUCUCGAGCCAGCAGUGAUGCGGACCACGGGGUCGAGGAGGACAAAGAGGAGCAGCCAGCCAGCCAGCUGGAUGCCUCCGCCAGCCAGACGGUGACCCCGGCAGAACCUCCAAGUACUGAGCCGGCGCCAGCAGACGGGCCCGCCUCCCUCGGCCCCUUGGAUCUGCUGUCCCGGGAGGAACUGUUGACAGACACAAGUAACUCAUCUUCGUCCACUGGGGAGGAAGGGGACCUGGCUGCCCUGCUUCCCGACCUCUCCGGCCGGCUCCUCAUCAACUCCGUCUUCCACAUGGGCGCUGAGAGGCUGCAGCAGAUGCUCUUCUCGGACUCACCCUUCCUCCAGGGCUUCCUGCAGCAGUGCAAGUUCACAGACGUGACCCUGAGCCCUUGGAGCAGUGACAGCAAGUGCCACCAGCGCCGAGUCCUGACCUACACCAUUCCCAUCAGCAACCCGCUCGGCCCCAAGACCGCCUCGGUGGUGGAGACGCAGACGCUGUUCCGGCGAGGCCCGCAGGCGGGCGGGUGCGUGGUGGACUCUGAGGUGCUCACCCAGGGAAUCCCGUACCAGGACUACUUCUACACUGCGCACCGCUACUGCAUCCUGGGCCUGGCCCGGAACAAGGCCCGGCUUCGCGUGUCCUCGGAGAUCCGCUACCGAAAGCAGCCGUGGAGUCUGGUGAAGUCUCUCAUCGAGAAGAACUCCUGGAGCGGCAUUGAAGAUUAUUUCCACCACCUGGAGCGGGAAAUCGCCAAGGCAGAGAAGCUGUCCCUGGAGGAAGGAGGGAAGGACGCUCGGGGGCUGCUGUCCGGCCUGCGGAGGCGGAAGCGGCCCCUGAGCUGGAGGGGCCACGGAGAUGGGCCUCAGCACCCGGACCCGGACCCCUGCACCCGGGCCAGCAUGCACACCUCAGGCUCCCUGAGCUCUCGAUUCUCAGAACCAUCCGUGGAUCAGGGCCCCGGGGCAGGCAUCCCCACCGCUCUGGUUCUCAUCAGCGUCAUCCUCGUUGUCCUCAUCGCUCUCAAUGCCCUCCUCUUUUACCGGCUCUGGUCUCUGGAAAGGACUGCCCACACCUUCGAGUCUUGGCACAGCCUGGCACUGGCCAAGGGGAAGUUUCCCCAGACAGCCUCGGAGUGGGCCGAGAUCUUGGCCCUGCAGAAGCAUUUCCAUAGCGUCGAGGUACACAAGUGGCGGCAGAUCCUUCGCGCAUCCGUGGAGCUCCUGGAUGAGAUGAAGUUCUCCUUGGAGAAGCUACAUCAAGGAAUUAGCAUCCCGGAUCCUCCCGUGGACACUCAGCCACAGCCGGAUGACAGCUUUCCUUGAGGACACCUGAUCAAAAAGCCGUACCCCCAAAUGGACAGAAGGACACACGGAACCCUGGCAGCCACUGCUGGCACGGUGCGAACGCCGCCGGGAGGUUCCUGCCUGCCCCUCCCAGCGGCCCCCGCCAAGAGCCACACAGACCUGGGGACCAUAGAACCAAGAUGCACUUUAGGCCUGGGCGUGCAGUCCAGCUGCUGCCGCUGCUCAGCCAGGGAGCUGGCCUGGCUCUCGGCAGGCUCCCCCUCCAACUAACUUAUUUUGCCCAGCUGGGGUUGUGGGGGUUCACCUUUUGGGGUGCACGAGACCCUCAUCUCUGGGUUUAUUGUAUUAUAUUUAUUUGGGGAUAACAACCCCCAAUAAAGGGUUGGAAAUGGCUGUGGCUGCGCCUGUGGGGCCCUGGGAGCAGAUGCGGGCCUCCACUCACCCUGCCGUCCAUGGUCCGGGGCCCUGUCACCUGAUGCCCGCCCUGCCUCAUCCACGUGCAAAGCAGA
Messenger RNA from Psammomys obesus (fat sand rat), 2649 nucleotides. RefSeq names its product GRAM domain containing 1A (gene Gramd1a). Gene Ontology annotation, molecular function: sterol binding; sterol transfer activity. The record is from RefSeq and is a predicted model, not a curated record. Lineage: Eukaryota; Metazoa; Chordata; Mammalia; Rodentia; Muridae. Gene Ontology annotation, cellular component: plasma membrane; endoplasmic reticulum membrane; endoplasmic reticulum-plasma membrane contact site. Gene Ontology annotation, biological process: intracellular sterol transport.